AUGAAAGUUACGCUGCUCACUGUGGUUGCGCUGGUGACUAUCGCAAUUUGCAGUGCCGCAGAUCCCGAGUGUAAGUACCGUAAAAUUAGAAAGUUGGCACUGCACUGGGCCAAUCCCACUGAUUGUACUCGCUACUACCGUUGCACAAAUAAAAGUGUAAAGCGGGAAGUAGUUUGCGCCGAAGGCAAAGUCUACAAUGCCAGGAUCGGCAAGUGUUCAACGAAUAGGAAGGGUUUAUGUAAACUAACGCUAGCAACACCUUUGGACGGGGUUUUAAAUCCAUGCGCUAAUGAGGUUUCUGGCGUGUACCUUGCCCAAUCAGGAUAUUGUCGCAACUUUUACAUUUGCAAUAAUAACGAAGCAUAUCCUCAGGUUUGCGACGCCGGCAGUCGCUUCAAUGCUACAACUUCUAAUUGCAUACCUGACACUGAGUCCGAGUGCUGGCAAAAUAAGUGCAUUAAUAAAACCGAUGGUACUUAUUUGCCGGAUGCUUCUUCAUGCAUUUCUUUCUAUGUUUGCUCUGGCGGAGAGGCGACUGUACAAGAUUGUGGCAGCAGCAGUUAUUUCAAUAGUUCCAGUAGUGCAUGCGAACCAGAUCCAACUGGCGAGCAAUGUUGGGAGAAUUUGUGCGUCGGAAAAAAGGAUGGCGAAUUUGUCAAAGACGUAAAUGAUUGCCACAGUUAUUAUGUGUGCUCUGCCGAUAAACCUGUUAAGCAGGACUGUCCGAAAGGUAGCUAUUUCGAUUGGUCUGUGGAUGCAUGUAUACCUGGAGAGUGUCCAUCAGAUGAAACUACAACGGAGUUCCCAACCACAGAAACCACAAUCUCGUCGACUGAAUGUACCGAAGAAAGCACGGAAUCUUCUUCAUCAACAGAAUGCACCGAAGCCACAACAACUACCACUGAAUGUCCACAAGUCACAACUACUACUGCAUGUCCGGAA
Messenger RNA from Rhagoletis pomonella (apple maggot), 942 nucleotides. Its product is annotated as peritrophin-48-like. Gene Ontology annotation, cellular component: extracellular region. The record is from RefSeq and is a predicted model, not a curated record. NCBI's taxonomy places the organism in Eukaryota, Metazoa, Arthropoda, Insecta, Diptera, Tephritidae. The annotation marks the transcript as partial. The transcript is spliced from 3 exons. Gene Ontology annotation, molecular function: chitin binding.